AUGAGAAAAUGUUAUGAUAAAGUAGCAUCUACGUAUCCGAAGGAGUAUAUGUCCGUGACACUUACCUGUUCCGUGAAUAAUUUUAUACAGUGGGAUCAAGGUUUUGAAAAAUCAAAUAUUCUGUGGUUUGGUCUUUGCAUAUUGUGCAUUGGUUUAAUGUUACGAUGGUGGCAAAUGAAAAAACGAUACUGGGACUAUUUCGCACAAAUACCUGGUCCGUUUGCUUUGCCUUUCAUUGGCAAUCUUGUACAGCUUAAUGUUGACCUUGAUGAAUUGUAUUGUCUCAUGGUGGGCAUGCGACUGCUGUGGGGAAGUGAAGAAGGAAUCAGUAAAGCAUGGCUUGGACAAAAGCCUUACGUAUUUGUGAGUAAAGCAUCAACGGUGGAGCCAAUUUUAUGCAGCAGCCGUCUUGUCGAUAAAAGCGAGGAUUACAAAUUCCUCCAGCCAUGGCUCGGUACUGGGCUGUUAACAAGUUCCGGUGCAAAAUGGCACUCGAGGAGAAAAGCCCUUACACCAACGUUUCAUUUUAAUAUUCUCGAAGACUUCGUGCAGAUCUUUGCCGAGCAAACUGAUAUUCUCGUGAAAAAAAUAAGCUCGGAAGUGGGCAGAGCUUCGUUUAAUAUCUUCCCCUACGUGACCCUUUGCACUCUCGACAUAAUCUGCGAAACGGCGAUGGGGCGGCGUAUCUCGGCGCAAAGUCUUUCGGAUAGCAAUUACGUGCGCGCUGUGUACGAAAUAGGAAGUAUUGUUCAAACGAGGUCAGCAAGUUUAUUUUAUCAGUCGGAUUUUUUUUUUCGGUUCUCAUCGCUAUAUAGAAAGCACAAAAAAUGUAUUCGAAUUCUGCAUGACUUUUCAAAAAAGGUAAUAGCCGAAAGAAAAAAAGAAAUUUUAGACGAUGCCAACGAAAUUAAUGGCAACAAAGGUAGUAAUUAUUCAUUAUUAGUUAAAAAGAAGCGACUUGCCUUUUUGGACUUAUUAAUAAAAGCAUCUGAAAAUGGAUACGCUUUGACAGAUAAUGAUAUUCGAGAAGAAGUAGAUACAUUCAUGUUUGAGGGCCACGAUACUACAUCGUCGGCAAUAUGUUGGACUAUAUAUUUACUUGGUUGUCAUCCAGAAGUUCAGAAAAAAGUGGUCGAUGAACUGGACUUAAUAUUUUCGCAAGGCUACAAUGAGCGACAACCUACUCUACAAGACUUAAAAAGUAUGAAAUAUUUAGAAAAAUGUAUUAAAGAGGCUUUGCGGUUAUACCCUAGUGUACCGCUAUUAGGUCGAAAUAUGACUGAAGAUUUAAAACUUGGAAACUAUAUAGUUCCCAAGGGAACUACUGUUUUGAUGGUCCUUCCAGUAUUACAUCGAGAUCCAGAAGUUUUUGAAAAUCCUGAAAAAUUUGAUCCUGAUCGAUUUUCAUCAAAAAAUUGUAUUAAAAGAUCUCCUUACGCAUACAUACCCUUCAGUGCUGGUACGAGAAAUUGUAUAGGCCAAAAGUUUGCUUUAUUAGAAGAAAAAUGCAUCAUUUCUGGUAUACUUAGAAAAUUUGUUAUAGAAGCUGCUGAGCGUCGAGAAGACAUUCGAAUUUCAGCUGAGCUUAUAAUACGCGCAAAAAAUGGUCUGCACAUUAAGAUUAAAUCAAGAUCAACAAAGCACUCUACGUUGUAG
Messenger RNA from Phymastichus coffea, 1656 nucleotides. It is a transcript of the gene Cyp4c3, whose product is annotated as cytochrome P450 4c3. The record is from RefSeq and is a predicted model, not a curated record. The coding region runs from base 1 to 1656 and encodes 551 amino acids. Gene Ontology annotation, molecular function: monooxygenase activity; oxidoreductase activity, acting on paired donors, with incorporation or reduction of molecular oxygen; heme binding. The transcript is spliced from 11 exons. NCBI's taxonomy places the organism in Eukaryota, Metazoa, Arthropoda, Insecta, Hymenoptera, Eulophidae.